AUUUGAUACAGACACACCUCGGUCCUGCUGGAAAGGCUGGCCGCAUAAGCAUUAUAUUUGUUUGGCCAUAUCGUUUUUGUUUGGCUUCUGUGUAUCUGCAUAGAGCAAAGGCUACCAGAAGCUUAGCAGAAAGCAACAACUAGCCUGUGUACUGUGUGAUCUGUGAUCUAAUCGUUUGUCGUUCAACUGUCCAUGCCCGUUUUCAGUGCCCUCUCAAUACUGCAACAACAACAGCAGCAGCAGCAGCAGCAGCAGCAGCAGCAACAGCAGCAGCAGCAGCAGCAGCAGCAACACCAACAACAGCAGCAGCAGCAGCAGCAGCAAACAACGCCGAAGAACGGAGCUUUAUCAAACCUGUUCCUCAGCCAGUCGAUCUUUGCCGCCGCUGCAGCCGCUGUCGCCGCUCAACAUCCGCUCGGAGCACUCAGUCCGUUACGCCUGGCUCCCGGCGCGGGCGGUCUCGGCCUUGGUCAAGCCGGCCUUGGAGUCGGAGCUGCCGCAGGACUCAGCGCGGGAUUGGCGGGACUUCCUGGACUUUCCGGUCUUCCUGCAGUACCCCCCGUCCAGCCAUCAGCUGGGUCUCCAGCACCGCUCGAUGGAUCGGCACUCGAUCUCAGCCUCAGUCGAUCAAGUUCCGUGUCAAGCCACGGCUCCGUCUCGCCCGGCAUCACCCCAUUGGGGCUUCUGCCUGGAAGCGCUUUGGCCGCAGUGACUCCUCUAGUAUCAGCACCUCCUCCAUCUCUGGGCGGAUCGACCGCAUCGGCCACGCCCGCAUCUCCCUCUUCGUCCUCCCUAGCGCUUCCAUCCUCGCCAACCUCAUCACCAACCUCGACGACCCCACUCGAUUAUCGAGUCGAGUCCUUGAAACGCCGAAAAAUUCACAAAUGCGACUUCGAGGGCUGCGAAAAGGUCUAUACCAAAAGCAGUCAUCUCAAAGCGCACAAACGGACUCAUACAGGAGAAAAGCCUUACACGUGUACGUGGGAAUCAUGCACGUGGAAAUUUGCGCGUUCCGAUGAGCUGACUCGGCACUACCGAAAACAUACCGGUCAAAAACCGUUCAAGUGCCACCUUUGCCAAAGGUCCUUCUCAAGAUCCGAUCACCUAUCACUACACAUGAAGAGACAUUAGUCAUCAUCAAUGCGACGUCAAUGACUGUAUACGACAUCAUUUCCUAAUAUUUGGCCUUAACAACUGGGAGAUCGGUCGCUCCUUCGCUAUUCAAUAACGGAUGUCGGGGUAACAAAGGGAAACUUCCUGUGCGGCCAAAGAUUGAGCAUCAUCGUCUUGGCACUCGAAAAUAAUCUGAGGUCAAAGCAUCAAGCGAGGCAGAUCAUGAUCAAGCUGAUUUCACUCGUAAGGCAAACGGCUAUACAUGUUACCGUCGUUGCACUGGAGUAUCAAACGUAGAUGUCAGGUGUGAUGAUCUGACAUUUUCUAUAGGCGCGAAAAAUAAAUAAUCCUCUAUUAUUUUCAAAGUUACCGGUCUUAGUAGUAGAGAUUGUGGUUAACUUUGGUAAGUUCUCAGUAUGCGUGAUAUUCGAGGCGAAGCAGUGAAAAUCGUAGGGGGUACGAAUACAACCAAAUACGAAGACAGCUGUAGGUGUAUAUCUGUCCCCGAUUUACCUCUACUACGUCAGGCAUAUUCGGACGUAUGUAGGUGGGCCAGUGCGCUCUCAAUUCGGAGCUCACUGCUCGGCAGAUCUCCGGCGUCAAGAACGAGGUCAGGUCAAUUUAUAUAAUAACAUCGCGGCGAUAGUUCUCAUCUUCUGUCUGUAUAAUAAAUGUACAUAUGAUUGAAUAAUUGAACGAGGGUAGCAAACGGUUAUAGUAGAAGUCCAAUGAAGCCACCGUGCAACCGCGGUCUCUCAUCAAAUAGUUGUUAUAUUCAUGUUUUAACGAGUCGUUCGAGAGCCUAGGCAGCACUUGCUAAAAGUCAGAAAUUCGUUAAAUUUGAGUUCUUGCUUACGUGCGUGCAGUCGGCUUCACGUAUCGUAUACUACGAAUGAGCAUACCAAAAAUGCACAAGUUUUAACCAGGUCCUUUGCUUUUGAUAGUUUUCUACCUAGGAAUAGAGGGUGAUAGUUUGAUCUGAUGUGUUUUUUGUAGUGCCUAGGCUCCCAUUGCAGCGGCUCGAGUUGAGCGCCAACCCGUACGAUUUUUUUUGCAAAUUCUAUAUAUAAUAAAAUAUAAUAUUGAUGAUAAUAAUGUUUUGUGAGCGUCCUAGUCCCCUGUUGCAAGUGGGUUGGCCUCUUCUUUGUACAGGAACAUAUAUAUAUAUAUAUAUAUAUAUACAUAUAUAUAUAUAUAAAAGCCAGAGGCAGAGGAAGAAAGAAGAAAGAUUUACAAAAAUUAAUAUAAAUACGAUCAAUCCAGAAAUAGUAAAAGAAACGUUCUUCUUUUCCCGGAUCCAAACAGACUGACAUACUCAAAGGUAGGAAUAUAGUAGCAAUUUGCAUAGGAAACAAUUGCGAUAGCGCUAAUUGUGUAUACAAUUAAAAUCGGAAAAUGUAAUACCGAUACUGAUAUAUGAUCGAUACUUAAUAUCGAUAUGGGGUCUGAAAUAAAAAAAAGUGGGAGCGAAGGAGGGCAAAGGCAUGACAGAUCGCGUGAAUGGAAUUGCGUGAAUUACUGCACUAUUAUUAAUUAAAAAUGUGACUAUUUCUAAUGGACCAAUAGCGGAAAGUCACGAUCACUUUGAAUUGAAAUUAAUUCUUUUCGAACGAUUGCGGCAGUCAACUGGCAGUACUAUUAAUGAGUAUUGUAAAAUGAGGAUGUUCUUGUUUUUUGCCUUGUUCUCCGAUUAUAUCGACGAACUCAUGUCCGAAAUACCUGCUAAUAACAAAAAUGUAUACGAAUGAUUUUAUCGGUGCCCCUUGCAGAGUACAAAGCAAAAUGUUUGUAUAGAACAUAUAGAAAAUGGCAGAGAGAAAACGUCCGACAAAAACGCUGCCGCCAUCUUGGCUAGCAGCUGAUGCCGAAGCAAAAUUGAACGCAGAGAUAUAAAAACUGUAUAUUAUGCUAGUUUAUAUAUAUAUAUAUAUAUAUAUAUAUAUACAUAUAUUAGAUAAAUAACAAACUACAAAUAAAGUCGUAGUAAACGACACGAGUAAAAGGACUAAUAUGAGAGAACUAUGGAAAAAUGAUAUCGGAACCCAAUUCGUUGGCUAAGAGGAAACAAGGCACGUGAAGCCGACCGAUUACGCCAAACUCGCGGUGUACGGCGAAUCAGUAAAUGCUAGGUCCGGGUUAUGUUGGCCAGUGCGGCAACGGGGCAACUCGAAUGUAUUUUAUUUAUCGAAAAACUAAGAAGUACACACACAUACACAUACAAACAUACAUACACAGAUGAAA
Varroa destructor (honeybee mite) is the source of this 3354-nucleotide messenger RNA. RefSeq lists its product as uncharacterized. The record is from RefSeq and is a predicted model, not a curated record. Gene Ontology annotation, biological process: regulation of transcription by RNA polymerase II. Lineage: Eukaryota; Metazoa; Arthropoda; Arachnida; Mesostigmata; Varroidae. Gene Ontology annotation, molecular function: DNA-binding transcription factor activity, RNA polymerase II-specific; RNA polymerase II cis-regulatory region sequence-specific DNA binding.